This is a messenger RNA of Xyrauchen texanus (razorback sucker), 3622 nucleotides long. RefSeq names its product ataxin 2-like (gene atxn2l). The transcript has 24 exons. Gene Ontology annotation, cellular component: cytoplasmic stress granule. Bases 271 to 3282 code for a protein of 1003 amino acids. Gene Ontology annotation, molecular function: RNA binding. Lineage: Eukaryota; Metazoa; Chordata; Actinopteri; Cypriniformes; Catostomidae. Gene Ontology annotation, biological process: cytoplasmic stress granule assembly. The record is from RefSeq and is a predicted model, not a curated record.
AGCAGACCUCGCGUUUAUCGCUGGCUAAUUCGCGAGACGUGGUGCCGGUAAUAUUUAAUAGAAAAUAAGGCUCGUUAUCUCUUCGUUUUCAGUUAAUGACAGAAUAUCGCGCAGAACUGGUCUUUGGGCUGCAAAGGAGAACACGAUCGAGUGAAUUUGAGAAUACUGCGGAAAAGCAAAUAAUACAGGACAAGCAGGCAGGCUAGUCGAGGCACUAGCUUGUCAGGCUACUAGGGGAAAUUUAGCGGGCUAACCAUUUAGCGGCUAGUUAUGUCUUUUCGCCGACAGAAUCAACCUGGACCCGGCGCCCGUAAAACAUCCAAUGGAACUUCAGGGUCCUUGACUUCGACAGUUUCGGGGAGCAACGCUAACAGACCCACCCCGGGAAGAAGCAGAAAUUCUGUGAAGACUCCUUCACCGUCAUCAUCUGUUUUUGAGGGUGUGUACAACAACUCCCGGAUGCUCCAUUUUCUCACAGCUGUAGUGGGCUCCAGAUGUGACGUUUUGGUGAAGACUGGCAACGUUUAUGAGGGAAUCUUCAAGACUUUAAGCUCACGUUGUGAACUGGUAGUGGAUGCAGUGCACAAGUUGAAAAAUGAGGAGGGGGAUGGGGGUGGUGGUGGUGGCACACCUGUCCAUCCCAGGAGAGAAGAGAUCACAGACACCAUGAUCUUUAGCCCUAGUGACUUGGUCACCAUGACCUGUAGAGAUGUGGACCUCAACUACGCCACACGAGACACUUUCACAGACUCUGCGAUUGGCUCAUCCCGAGUAAAUGGUGACCACAGAGAGAAGGUCCUUCAGAGGUGGGAUGGAGGUGACAGUAAUGGAGAAAAUUAUGAUCUCGAGGCAGAUGCAGCUAAUGGUUGGGAUGCCAGCGAGAUGUUCCGCUUUAAUGAGGAGACCUAUGGGGUGAAAUCCACCUAUGACUCCAGUCUCUCCAUGUACACGGUUCCUUUAGAGCGGGGCAGUUCGGAGGGUUUCAGGCAGCGAGAGGCUCGAGCUGCUCGGCUGGCCACUGAGAUUGAGGCUAGUACACCGUACCGGCACAGGGUGUCACUGGAGAAUGAUGAGGGAAGAACUGAUGAGGAAAGAUACAGUGCUGUGGUGCGGGACCGGGACGGAGGAGAAAGAGAGAGGGGAAGAGAUAGCCCUGGAUUCUCCAGCGCUGGGAGCAGGGAGGGCAAAUACAUUCCUCUGCCCCAGCGGGCAAGGGAAAGAGAGAUGGGAGUUUCUGGAAGAGGUGAGAGAGGUGGAGCUGUAUCCACCCUUCCCAAUCGAACAAAUAGACCUGGCUCCUCCCCCAGACCCCACGCCUCAGGCAGCAGUCAGCCCAAUCCUCCCACUGAUAGGAGUAGCCCUCUGUCUGUCAGAGGAGGAUACUCUACACACCAUUCCCAGGGCAGCCCACCUAUACAGCCCAGCCCCUCUGAGCCUGGUCACUCCAGCCCCCCUUUCCCACACACACUCCCGCAUUCACUCUCACACCCGCAGUCACUCUCUGAUUCGGCCCGGCCUGUCAAUGGAGUGUCCUCGCGAAUGUCACCCAAGUCUCCAAGACCUGGACAGAGCAUUAGAAACAUGCGUACCUCAAACUCACACUCCUCCCCUACAGUCUCUCGUUCCCCUAAACCAGAUGCUCCUUCCCUGGAACCUCCUCUGUCCACCCCUGCCUCUUCAGUUACCAUGGUGACCCCCAAACCCACUGGCCCCACCCCUUUGUUCCCUGUAGAUGUGAAUGAGAUACUAUCUAAGGAAAGGACGAAGAGUCCAGCUAGUCCUCAGGAUGGCAAGAACAUCAAAGUCCAGCAGAGAGAACGCAUUGAGGAGCUCCGUAGGUUUUGUAAUGAUUUUAGGCUUCCGUCUAGCUCCACCCCUUCCAGCCCCAACACUUCAACCACGCCCACUGACUCUGCCCAACCAAACCCCGCCCACAACACACAAACAGACCCCGCCCCUACUACAGAAUCUAAAUGUGCCAUGACCCCAACCUCAGCAGAGGAGAGAAGUAGAGAGACAAGUACCGAGGGGGCAGCAACCACACCCCCUCCAUCAGCCACAUCCAUCUCUGCAACUUCUGCCCUGUCUGGACCUGCCAUGCAAAAUCCAAUUGCCGAAGGGCAAUUGGUAGGGACGCCCCAGCCUGCGAGGACCCCAAGCAGUGAGGAGGGCAAGCCAGAAACAGCAGAGAGAUCAGAGGGCAUGACUGAUCAAUUGAAGAAAUUUACGCUCAACCCCAAUGCCAAAGAGUUCAACCCCACCAAGGCCUCACUCAGUAUGGUGAAGCCCUCAGCCACUCCCACCCCACCACGGCCAACCCCGCCCAGCCCCACAGUGGUGCUACAGCCUCCACCAGGCCAGGGAGCCAUUUACACCCAGUACCUGAGCUACGUCUCGCCUAUCCAGAUACAGGGUCACUCUGUACAGGCACCUCAGAUGUACCCGUAUGCCAUGACAACUGUCAGUCAAGGGAAGUACCCAAGAACUAAAGGUUCAUUGGUGAACCCUCGUCCAGACCACAGCUCUUCAGCCCCUAUGAUGCAGGCAGCUGCAUCAGCAGCAGGACCUCCUCUGGUGGCCUCUCCAUACCCUCCCUCAUAUCUUCAGUAUAACCAGGUCAUACAAGCCAUGCCGCACUACCAUGGACAGAUGUACCCCAUGCUUCAGGGUGGACCACGGAUGUUGGGAUCAGUAGGGCACCCACAGGCAAUGGGUCACCCUGGCCCCCAGUAUCCUGGUCAGAAUGAGGGACCACCAGCACCUCAGCAGGGCAUGUAUGCUCCACAGUCGUUCUCUCAUCACUCUGGUUCCAUGCAUCCCCCUCAGCCCUCCAGCACCCCCACUGGCAGCCAGCCUCCCCCUCAGCACCCCAACCCAAGUCCAGGACAGUCUGGUCAGUCUGGGCCUCAGUCUCUGUACCACUCUGGGCCACUGUCAGCCCCCACACCCCCUGGUCACAGCUCCCCGCAGGCUUCCUUCUCCCUUCAGGGCUACAGUCUGCCUGGACACCAACCCCUGCCUCACCCUUACUCCUCCAUUGGACAGCUUACACAGGCUCAUGUUGCUGGUGCUCUCUCUGGUCCUCACCACUCUGGAGGUCACGGCCCACCUCCAGUGAUGUUGCUCCAUGCACCACCUCCCCAGCAGGGUUCUGGACCCCAGCACGGUCCUCCCCCACCCCAACAGGGACCCCACCAGCACUACACCUACAUUGGACCACCUCAGGUCUCUGUGCAGGCUCACCCUCCUCAGCAGAUUCCUUUCCACCCUCCUGGAAACUGACAGUGACUUGAUGAUUGAAACAGAGCUAGACCGAGAGAGACGCUCUGUAGAGUGUGUGAUCACACUCUCGUAUGUACAUACUCCCCACCCGCACCAAGAAUGAAAAAAAGAUUUUGUUUUUAUUCAUACCUCUGGCAAGACUGAAUGUCCUUGUUUUACUCUUUAAUUUUUUUAUUUGAGCAGACACAUGGUGUCUAAAGCAGAAAGAGGGCGUGAGUGUGUGUGAGAGCCAAUAAAAGAAUGAGGAACAUUUUUAUAAAAAAUACUAUGAACUCUCCCUUUGUUCUCAACCCCAUUAUUAAAUAAACAAAUAGUUAAAAAAGGAAAAAAAAUACAAAAA